AUGGGGACCCAAGUGAAGCCCGUGGUGAAGACAUCGACGAUGGAGCAGGAGCUACAGGACGAGGUCAUCGCCGUCGCCCAAGUCGCUAUGAGCACCGAGACGAACGAGCAGGAGAUUGCUGCCAAGGUCAAGCAGCACUUUGAGCAGAAAUAUCAUGGGCUAUUGUGGCAUUGCUGUGUUGGGCGCAAUGUUGCGUGCUAUGUGACUCAUGAGCAAUCCAAGUUCCUCUACUUCUACAUCGGCCAAAUGGCUGUCGUGCUUUUCGCCACCGCCUAA
Molecule: messenger RNA, 276 nt
Organism: Phytophthora nicotianae INRA-310
Lineage: Eukaryota; Oomycota; Peronosporomycetes; Peronosporales; Peronosporaceae
Exons: 1
Coding region: 1-276 (91 amino acids)
Biological process (GO): microtubule-based process
Cellular component (GO): dynein complex
Molecular function (GO): dynein light intermediate chain binding; dynein intermediate chain binding
Source: RefSeq, a predicted model, not a curated record